Messenger RNA from Saccostrea cuccullata (small rock oyster), 1134 nucleotides. RefSeq lists its product as uncharacterized. The transcript has 2 exons. The record is from RefSeq and is a predicted model, not a curated record. The coding region runs from base 640 to 1092 and encodes 150 amino acids. NCBI's taxonomy places the organism in Eukaryota, Metazoa, Mollusca, Bivalvia, Ostreida, Ostreidae.
UGUUGAAAAUGCUGUAAACUUUACACACUUAACAUUAGUGUAUAUUGACGGCCGCUAUCGGCCAUCGUAAGAUUCCGUGUCGCGGUCUGCAAAGGCACGAUCAAGAACUCUCACUGUUUCAUGGCCGUAAGUGCCAAUAACAAGUCUUAAUUUGGAGCUCUUCACUAACAUUUUGUAAGGUCCUUGCAUAUGACUGAAAACUUUUAGAAAGACAAUUUUCAAAAAGCAAAUAAUCAAUCUUAUUUUCUUUUGAUCGGUUGAAGAGGCUAAUCGUCAAAAUAAUAAUUGUACUACAUGUACUAUACAUCUGCGAAAGUCCCUCUGCUUCGAACCCUCCAAGUAAGAAACAGUUCCUUCUUCUGCGACUCAAGAGCAGAAAUUCGAACCACCGCACCACGUGGGCAACUCUAACAGAUAUUUGUAAAACUAGUUCCCCUUAAAUUUCCUCCAGAAAAUGAAGCAUCCUGAUUACUGAGGAUCAUUGUGUAUGUUUCUUUAAUUAAAUUUAUUUUAUGCUGAGUGUUGUUCAUGGAUUGAUACUAUAUUGUUCCAGCUUCUGAUCAUGAUUGUUCCUGGCACACAGUUUUGAAAGUAUACAAAUACCAUCUUCUUGCUUUGGGUGGAGUGUUAUCAACCCUCAUGAUUAUCAUCGACUUAACGUGCAUCUAUUGGUGUGUGAAAUACAAGGUUAAGAACAAACUUCAAUCAACGAGAAAGGGGGAAAUUCAAGAGAUCUCUUGCAGACCGAUCACAGAGGCAAUGGCACGAAUCUAUAGAAAUAUGAACUUCGAUGGAAAUUCAAAUUAUGAUCUGGUAUCAAAUAGGAAAAAUGCAACAAAAACUUAUAUAUUUUACAAAGAAAUUGACUCUGCACACUACGAUAAAGGAUUCUUUAGACUAAUUACUGAAAGUGGUAAUUAUGAUUCUGCUUGGUCCAAUAUCUGUUCCACUCAAGUAACCCAUGAUGUAGAGUAUGAUCUAGUACGCAACGUUGGCAAUCUGAAAGUCCCAGAAGAAGAGAUUUACAGCAAACAGAUACUUGACCCCGAAGACUUCAAUACGCAACCAGAAACAAGUGCAAAAGAAAAAUAAUCUGAUUAUCCAAACGUUCCUCCAUACAUCACACUUGUUCAA